CCACCUUCAACUCACGCCCGCAUACACUGAUCCUCCAGCCUGCAUUCAUCCAAUCGACCACCCAUCAGAAUGGCCUCUCAGCCGUGGGAAGCUAGAGCUGCUGCUAAACGUGCCGACACGCUCAACAAAAUCUGCUUGCAAUGGAGACUCAGCGCUGAGGAUGUGAAACGUGCUUCCGAGCAGAGAAACCUCACAGGACCAUUUAUUCAAGGAUUUCUCAGUCAGCAAGAGAUAUCUAUCGUUUCCAUGGACAGCGUACCGAUCGUCAAAGAAAUCAAAGAAGGGCAGCUUACCAGUGUCCAGGUUACCACAGCGUUUUGCAAGGCUGCUGCCAUUGCGCAUCAGAUCAACAAUUGUCUUCAUGAGAUCUUUUUCGAUGAAGCCCUGAAACGCGCCAAGGAGCUUGACGAGCAUUACAGGAAGCAUGGUACCACGUUGGGACCGCUUCACGGGCUACCAGUCAGCUUGAAGGAUCAGUUUCACGUCAAAGAUGUCGAUACAACGACCGGCUACGUGGGCUGGAUAGGGGGCAAUAUGGGUAUCAAAGACCCUUGCCAGGCUCACAAAGUCGAGAGCCAGAUGACCAGAGAGCUACUUUCCCUGGGAGCUGUCCUCUACUGCAAGACCAGCUGUCCCCAGACGCUUUUCCACGUAGAGACCAUCAAUCACAUCAUCGGCCAGACUCUCAACCCAAAUAACCAAAACCUCUCAUGCGGAGGCUCCUCCGGGGGCGAAGGGGCCUUGAUAGCACUUCGAGGCAGCACACUCGGCGUGGGCACUGAUAUCGGCGGAUCGAUAAGGAUACCAGCUGCGUUCAACGGCGUAUUCGGAUUAAAGCCAACGCCGGGGAGGCUCUCCUCGCGAGGAAUGGCCGAAACAAACCCCGGCCAGACCACGUACAGGGCGACAACCGGAUUCUUGAGCACGUCGCUCGACGGCAUUGAACUCCUACUCAAGUCAGUUCUAUCAACACAGCCUUGGAUCCAGGAUCCAGUUGUGAUUCCGAUGCCUUUCCGCCAGGAAAUCUUUGAUGAGAAUCUCAGGCGCGCUCAGCCUAGUGGGACCGCAUGCAGUGGGCGCCUUCCGCUGAAGCUUGGGAUUAUGUGGACAGAUGGUCUCGUUCAACCUCACCCUCCCAUAUCGCGAGGCCUCCGCAUGGUUGCUGAUGCCCUAGAAAAGGCCGGCCAUAAGGUUGUGAAUUGGGAUCCACCGUCACAUGUGACCGCCAAGGACAUUCAUCUCUCAAUCAUCAUGUCCGAUGGGACGGCAGACAUUCACAAGCACCUAGAGCCGUCCGGGGAGCCCCUUAUUCACGAGCUCGCCAGUCGCGGUAUGCGACUCCGCCCACCCAUUGGCCUGCUAGAUUUUCAAGACCUCACAUUGCGGGGAUUGGACUUUGAGGCGAAGUAUUCGGAUUACUGGAACUCCACCAUUGACAAAGAUGGUCAAGUCGUCGAUGCUUUCAUUAUGCCGGCUGCCCCCCAUGCAGCGGUGAUCCCUGGGACCUUCAGUCAUAUCGCAUACACCGAGUCUCUAAACCUGCUCAAUUACAGCGUGGCGGUGAUUCCUGUCACCAAGGCUGACAAAAGUCUUGACCCCAUUGAUACAAAUUACAAGCCCCGUGGCAAGGCUGAUCGUAGCAACUGGGAGGCCUAUGACCCAGAUGUCUACGACGGCGCCCCAGUAGGGCUUCAGAUCGUGGCUAGAAGGUUCGAGGAGGAAAAGGUUCUAGCCGUCGCAAAGAUCAUCCACAGGGCCCUGAAACAAGUACAGAGUGGCCUCGCGCUCGGGGGUUCUCAGUCCGACGCGGACAUUCCCAGUCGGCUCUGAAGGUGCAAGUUGACUUGACUGCCAAACUGGACACGUUGUCACAUGAGCUGCCUCAUCUCCGGAUCAGCUUUAUUCUUUAUAAUAAAAAAGUAUUUUAGCUUCAGAGACGGAAACAUACUGCAAGGAACUCGGGCAUUGAGAAUUUAGACGGGACAAUGGAUCCAGUUUGCUUAUUUGUGCGACGGCGAGGGGCACGAAACGAUGUGGAGAAUACACCGAAGAUUACACCAUAGCUGGUAACUUUUUACCUGACAA
Diaporthe batatas is the source of this 2085-nucleotide messenger RNA. RefSeq lists its product as uncharacterized. The coding region runs from base 70 to 1830 and encodes 586 amino acids. The transcript is spliced from 7 exons. NCBI's taxonomy places the organism in Eukaryota, Fungi, Ascomycota, Sordariomycetes, Diaporthales, Diaporthaceae. The record is from RefSeq and is a predicted model, not a curated record.